AUGAUUAGAGAAAAGCUGAAAACUGCGCAAGACAGACAGAAAAGUUAUGCAGCCAACAAGUCCAAAGAUCUUGAAUUUGAAGUUGGGGAUUGGGUAUUCUUGAAGUUAUCUCUUUGGAAGGGGUUGAUGAGGUUCUGGAAACGUGGGAAAUUAAGCCCUCAUUAUAUCGAACCUUAUGAGAUCACAGAACGCAUCGGACUCGUUGCCUACAGACUUGCUUUACCUCCAGAACUAUCUCGGAUUCAUGACAUAUUUCAUGUAUUUAUGCUACGGAAGUAUGUGCCUGAUCCUUCCUAUAUCCUGGAACAUCAACCUGUGAAGUAG
Molecule: messenger RNA, 324 nt
Organism: Prunus armeniaca (apricot)
Lineage: Eukaryota; Viridiplantae; Streptophyta; Magnoliopsida; Rosales; Rosaceae
Source: the annotation of a GenBank genome assembly